AUGGUCACUUAUAGGGAGAGAAAUGGUGGCUUGGAAGAAGGAACUCACUUGCCCAAGUUGGGAGCUAAACCCAGAUCUGUUGGAUUCCAGCAAUGGGGUUGGGCCCUGGGCCCUGAGCAUAUCUUCCCCAAUCAGACUGAGGAACCAGAGCCGCCCCAGGGCCCUACAGAAGGCACCGGAGACUGGAGCAGCGAGGAGCCUGAGGAAGAGCAAGAGGAAACCAGGGCAGGUCCAGCUGGCUAUGCCUCCCAGCCCCUGAACCAAGAUCCCGAACCACAGGAGGAGGAGCUGGCACCAGUGGGGGAUGAAGAAGAUGUAGCCGUUGAUAUCCAGGAUUGGAUCCAGGCCCUGGGGCUUCACUUACCAGACCCACCAUUAGAGAGCGAUGAUGAAAAAGAAGAGGGAGGCACAGCAUUGAGCAACCACAGCUCUAUUCCCAUGGACCCAGAAUAUGUACAGCUGGUGGAAAGGCCAAUGGCUGGAGUAAGCCUGCCUGCACCAGGAGUUCCUGCCUGGGGUCGGGAGAUAUCAGGUGCCCAGCGGGAAGACAUGGUACAGAAGGUUCUCCAAGCCCAGUGGGCAUCCCCUGCCUGAAAGUGACCAUCCUGAGAGCUGCCUUACCUGCCAGCAUUCCAGACUGGAAGCAGCCCAGGACUGAUCACAGCCCUGGCUGUAAUGCGCAUCUCCAUCCUCCCCCAUCUCCCUCUCCACAUCAAGGCAAACCAGACUUCUUCUCAGAAAUCCACUUUAUUUAUUCAGUUCCAUACGUAUGGAGACACUGGCCCAAGCCCAGCCCACCAC
Molecule: messenger RNA, 801 nt
Organism: Phyllostomus discolor (pale spear-nosed bat)
Lineage: Eukaryota; Metazoa; Chordata; Mammalia; Chiroptera; Phyllostomidae
Product: male-enhanced antigen 1-like
Biological process (GO): spermatogenesis
Source: RefSeq, a predicted model, not a curated record